CUUAUUGUCAUUUUUAGUGUUUUAUCUUCUGUACAUCGUUUAGAGUGUUCCUAUAGCGAUUCUAAGUCAUUUAUGACUUGCUGGGACUGACAGAUCGGUCACCUGGUAAUUCGCUUGGUUAUUGUGUGAGUUUUAGUAUUUUUGGAGCUUAUGAACCUUGAACGAUAAUUCUCGAUCAAAAGUUCAAGAAGAUGAUAUCAGAAUCCAAUUCUGACGAUUCCAUCAGUUUCGGAAGGGUCAUUUUAGUCUAUUAGAAAUGUCGACAUGACUCCCAAAGUUUUCAGUGUGAGUUGGUGGGAUUAGGCGUUUAAACUUUAAGUUUAAAGGCUAAGUUUGACUUUAGUCAACAUUCUGAGUAAACGCGCUCGGAUGAGAAUUCCGUCAGCGCGGUUAGCUCCGGAAUGUCGAGUUUGGUCUAGUUUGACCCUUCUUUCGGGUUUUGAGGUUUUUGAUAUUUUUCCGAGCCCUUUUGUGGUUUUUGACUUAUAAUGGCCAAUGGAAGUGGGACCCACAUUUUAUCGAGAUGACCUCUGAUGAAAAUUUCGACUGCGCCUUUGAGUCCGGAAUGUCGACUUUGGUAGGGUAGCAUAUCCAUUUUAUUUUUAUCAGGUUCCGAACGAAUUCCGAGCACCCGUCGGAGACUUUAAAGAAAGUAGGCAAAGCUGAAUCUGGUGCAGCCCCUAUAAAAACCCAACUUUCAGCUUUGUAUCUUACUUUAGAAUCUUGAUAUCUUGAGCUAUACAACUCCAAAUUGGGCGAUUCAAAAGGAUAAGUUGUGAGAUUUUUCGAGGGCAACGCAUUGGUGAGCUUGGAAUCUGAUUUGGGGACCCGAUUUGAGGUAAAUUUUGGGUUUUAACUGCUGUCUAGCUCAUUUUCGAGCACAAGUUUUGGGUUUUUUUAGAAGGUGAUUUCUUGGCCAUUUUAGGUCCGAAUCAAGUGAUUCAAGAGCCUAUAUUGUGUGGUUUUUCGUGAGGAUCGUCGUGGUAUGGUUGGUUUUGGCUGUUGGAGCUUCAUUUUUGGUAAAAUCUUGUAAGUAGCUGCUGCCAUAGUUGCUGAUUUUUAGCUUAGAAUUUGGGUUCUUUUGUUGCAUGUUCAUGUUGGGACUGCUUUGAGUCCUGAAUUAUGCUCCAUUAUGGUAUACAAGUUUCGAGAGUUAUUUAGGACUUUUAUUUGGGGUUAAUUCGGGAUUUCUCAACGCGGAACCCACUUUUUCCAUUUUGACCAUGAAAUUGACCCAUCUCCGUUUCUUGCGAUUUUAGUGUAUCAACGUUUCGAGGCCUUUUAGAAAGUAAAAGAUCCGGGGAGUGAAUUUUGGAGCGCGCGUGAUCUGCGUUCAGGUCCGAGCACCGGUAGUCAGCGUUGAUCGAGUUUGGAGAAUUUCUGGUCUGGAGACAGGGGUGAGCACACAGCGUUUUGUACUAUUUCAGUCUCCAUCUGUUUAUAUAAAGAUUUGUCUUUUACUUUUCGAGACAGUCUAGUUUCGGUGGUCCACUGUUGGGACUUGUACUCGUUUUGUUGGUAGCUCUGUAUUAGUGACUUCCAGGUUCUGGGAGGGAUCCUUUAUUGUAUUUAUGUUUUGGUUUGCUUAUGUUGUUAUAGUAAUUUUUCUUAGUCUUUUUUAGUUUCUACCCUCACACCUUGUAUGUGUGGUUCUGGGUUGUGGUUUGGCUUACCUACUGAUGGGUUAUAGUAGGUGCCUUCAUGGCUCGAGAAAUUGGGUCGUGACAAGUUGGUAUCAGAGCCCUAGGUUCAACGGUCUCACUUUUACAGAGCUAAUGUCUAGUAAAGCCCUGCGGAUCGGUGCGGAGACGUCCGUAACUUAUCUUUAGGAGGCUACAGGAAGUAUUUAGGAAAAUAUCCAUUUUGUUUUAAAUUCGUGCCUCGUGUGUCUUGUUUGUUUCUUAAAAUCUCAGUUGUUUCACUCUAUUACAGGAUGGCUCGCACGCGAGGUGGUGCGUUCGGGGGUGAUGCACCCGGAGCCUCAGCUUGGGGUAGACGUCGACCACGAGGUCGAGGUAGGGCUGCAGCACCUGCCUGGGAUAUGGAGGAGGAGCCUCAUGCAGCGCAUGUACCGCCACAGGCAGUGGGGCCGGGGCCUGCCCAGCCACCACCCGCACCAGUUGCAGCACUUGAUCUUCAUUCCCUCUUGACUCAGAUAUUAGCAGCUAUUGGGGAUAUGCGACAGGCACCAGCACUAGCAGUACCAGCACCAGCGCUGCAAGAUCAGCCGCCACCAGUUCAUGUGGCCGCCCCACCAGACUUAGAGGUUAGAGAGAUGCCACAGCGGGAUCAGAAGAUGCUUGGGGUAUUUCAGAGGUUGGCACCGCCUAUAUUCUCAGGGGCGAUUGGAGAGGACGCUCACGAGUUUGAGCUCACUUGCCAGGAGCAGUUACAGUCAUUAUGCCUUUUGGAGUCGAGAGGAGCUGACUUUACCGCUCAUCAGUUCCGUGGGCAAGCCAGGCAGUGGUGGCGCACGUAUCGGGAGUCUAGGCCAGUUGGAUCUCCUCCUAUAUCUUGGAGUGAGUUCUCAGAGGCUUUCUUGGCCCGAUUCAUGCAACGGAGCGUCAGAGACAGGCUUCGUGAUCAGUUCUCUAGAUUGGAGCAGGGAUCUAUGACCGUUUCAGAGUAUGAGGCGAUGUUCCAUGAGUUGUCUCGCCAUGCUACUAUGAUCCUGCCCACAGAGGGAGAGAGAAUUCGUUGUUUUGUACGUGGGUUGCGAUACCGUUUGAGGGUUGACACAGAGCAUAUGGUUUCAGCUGGCCGUUCUUUUCUUGAUGUGGUCGAUCAUGCCCGAUCCAUGGAGCAUAUUCAUCGUGAGGCCCAAGGGGGCAGCGAUAAGAGGGCACGCUACCAUGGCAGCUAUAGCGAGUCGCAGACUAGGGGGAGGGACUCAUAUGAUAGGCCACGUCAGAGGUUCCAGCAGGGUCAGACCAGUCGGCCUGUUCAGGUGGCAUUACCUGUUUCUGAGGGAGGUCAAUAUCAGCAGAGUGGUCCUAGUACAGGCCAGAAUUCGAGGGGAUCAGAUUCUUUUCCUCCAUGCCGCGGUCGGAUUACUAAAGGGCGUUCAACUUCGGGGUGUUAUGAUUGUGGUGCUCUUGACCAUUGGUCUAGAGAAUGCCCCCGGCGAGGUCGGGGGGUGAUUGUACCAGCUCCACCUACUUUUAAACCAGUUUCAGCCAUGUCUUCUUCGGCUAGAGGAGGUGGUCAGAUUCAGGAUCAUCGAGAGAGUCGACAGGUUACCAGGGGUGGAGCUCGGGGAGGCAGUUUAGGUGGUAGAUCGGGUGCACCAGGUAAAGGUGCUCAGGGCCAUUUCUACGCUGCCCCGACAAGGGCGGCGGCUGAGGCAUCUGACGAUGUCAUCUCAGGUACGCUCUUCUUGUGCUAUCAGCCUGCUACAGUAUUAUUUGAUCCAGGGUCCACAUUCUCGUAUGUAUCUAUUUAUUUUGCUCCCCGAUUGGGUAUGAGGUCCGAGUCUUUGGAAGAGCCGGUUCAUGUUUCGACCCCGAUAGGUGAGUUCUUAGUAGUGGAUCAAGUAUUGCGAUCUUGCUUAGUGACCAUCCAGGGUUAUGAUACUAGAGCUGAUCUUAUUAUGCUAGAUAUGAUUGAUUUUGAUGUGAUUUUGGGCAUGGACUGGUUAUCCCCAUAUCAUGCGGUCUUGGAUUGCUAUGCCAAGACUGUUACCUUAUCCAUGCCUGGUGUUCCCCCGGUAUUGUGGCAGGCUGCUUAUAGUGACACACCGACGGGGAUAAUCUCUUUUAUUCGAGCUAGGCGGUUGGUUUCUUCUAGGUGUUUAGCGUAUUUGGCCCACAUCAGAGAUGUGAGUAGGGAGGGCCCUUUAGUUGACUAAGUUCCUGUGGUUAGAGAGUAUGCCGAUGUGUUCCCUACAGAUCUACCUGGCCUACCCCCAAAAUGUGACAUUGAUUUUGCUAUAUAUUUGGAGCCUGGCACUCGUCC
This is a messenger RNA of Solanum lycopersicum (tomato), 3954 nucleotides long. RefSeq lists its product as uncharacterized. The record is from RefSeq and is a predicted model, not a curated record. Gene Ontology annotation, molecular function: zinc ion binding; nucleic acid binding. Lineage: Eukaryota; Viridiplantae; Streptophyta; Magnoliopsida; Solanales; Solanaceae.